Archocentrus centrarchus (flier cichlid) is the source of this 1077-nucleotide messenger RNA. Its product is annotated as protein Wnt-8-like. The transcript has 6 exons. Gene Ontology annotation, molecular function: frizzled binding; cytokine activity. Gene Ontology annotation, biological process: neuron differentiation; multicellular organism development; cell fate commitment. Gene Ontology annotation, cellular component: extracellular region. The record is from RefSeq and is a predicted model, not a curated record. Bases 1 to 1077 code for a protein of 358 amino acids. NCBI's taxonomy places the organism in Eukaryota, Metazoa, Chordata, Actinopteri, Cichliformes, Cichlidae.
AUGCAACCACUGAAUCUCUCUGCAACCUUGAUUCUGUAUUUGUUCUGUCUUUUUCAACUGGCGUCCGCUUGGCCCGUGAAUAAUUUUCUGAUGGCCGGACCAAAGGCCUAUCUGACCUAUGCUAACAGUGUGCAAGUGGGCGCACAGAAUGGGAUACAAGAGUGUAAACGCCAGUUCGCUUUGGAGAAAUGGAACUGUCCAGAGAACACGCUUCCGUUGUCCCCACAUAACAGCCUGCGGAGUGCGACAAGGGAGACGUCUUUUGUUCAUGCCAUCAGCGCUGCGGGAGUGAUGUACACGCUCACCAAGAAUUGUACUGCGGGGGACAUCGACAACUGCGGCUGCGAUGACUCGAGAAUUGGACAGCCAGGCGGUACAGGAUGGAUUUGGGGAGGAUGCAGUGACAAUGUGGCGUUUGGGGAGAAGAUUUCCAAACAGUUUGUGGACGCUCUGGAAGAUGGGCAUGAUUCGCGCGCAGCGGUUAACUUGCAUAACAACGAGGCAGGCAGACUGGCCAUCAAAGUUACCAUGCGGAAAGCCUGCAAGUGUCACGGAGUGUCUGGAAGCUGCACCAUCCAAACCUGCUGGAUGCAGAUGGCCGAUUUCAGAGAGGUAGGCAACUACUUGAAGAUGAAGUACAAACACGCAAAGAAACUGGAAAUGGACAAGAAGGCGGUGAGAGCAGGUAACAGCGCGGACAACAGAGAAGCCGUGACACACACUGUUUUGAGCAUUGCUGGAACGGAGCUCAUUUACCUGGAAAGUUCUCCAAAUUACUGUGUCAAGAACCAAAGCCUGGGAUUACACGGUACAGAGGGACGAGAGUGCUUUAAGGAGGACAAGAACAUGUCCCAGUGGGAGAGAAAUAGCUGCCGCAGGUUGUGCAAUGAAUGCGGCCUCAGAGUCGUGAAGAAGCUCACAGAGGUUUUCACCAGCUGCAACUGCAAAUUUCACUGGUGCUGCACAGUCAAGUGUGAAAAAUGCAAGAGAGUAGUAGCUAAAUAUUACUGUGCACAGAAAAGCAGGAGGAAGAAGAAUAAAGGAGCGAAGCGGAGGAACAAAGCGGACCAACAAUGA